This is a messenger RNA of Alligator mississippiensis (American alligator), 2414 nucleotides long. RefSeq names its product potassium two pore domain channel subfamily K member 4 (gene KCNK4). Gene Ontology annotation, molecular function: potassium ion leak channel activity. The record is from RefSeq and is a predicted model, not a curated record. The coding region runs from base 1 to 1578 and encodes 525 amino acids. Lineage: Eukaryota; Metazoa; Chordata; Crocodylia; Alligatoridae. Gene Ontology annotation, cellular component: membrane. The transcript is spliced from 7 exons. Gene Ontology annotation, biological process: stabilization of membrane potential; potassium ion transmembrane transport.
AUGGUUGGGUUGGAGGAGUAUGAGGGCAUUAUGGAUUCAUGUGCAUGGAGGGCUCUGGGGGGUACCGGGGGCCCUGGGGUGGCGGGCCCCGGCGUUCCCCAAGGCCCCCACCAACUGGGGGACCACCGCUCCCCCACAGUGAGCGGCCCCCCGCGCCCCGCACUCCCGCCGCGGCCCCCCGCGGGCCCCGAGCCCGAUCCGGAGGCGGACCCGGAGCUGGCGCUGUACUACUCGUCCAAGGAGCCCAUCCUGCGCGGGUCCCCGGCGGUGACAGCCCAGGGGCCCCGAUCCGGCGCGGGGCCGGGCGCGGGGGGCCGGGCGCGGCGCGGGGCGGUGGCGGCGCUGCUGGCCGCGGUGCUGGCCUACCUGGUGGGCGGCGCGCUCGUGUUCCGCGCCCUGGAGCAGCCCCACGAGCUGCGCCAGCUCCGCGAGGCCCGGGCCACGCGUGACCGCUUCCUGCAGCGCCACCGCUGCGUGCCCGGCCCCGAGCUCGACCGGCUGCUGCAGGACGUGGGGGGGCUCCUGGGGGGCGGCCCGGACCCCGCCGACAACGACACCGACGGCAGCAGCAGCAGCAGCUGGGAGCUAAGCAGCGCUUUCUUCUUCGCCGGCACCGUCGUCACCACCAUCGGUUUCGGGAACACGGCGCCCCGCACCGACGGCGGCCGCAUCUUCUGCAUCUUCUACGCGCUGCUCGGGAUCCCGCUCUUCGGGAUGCUCCUGGCCGGGGUCGGCGACCAGCUCGGCUCGUCUCUGCGCCGCGCCAUCGCCCGCGUGGAGCGCGUCUUCCUGCAGUGGGAGGUGCGGCCGGGCGCGGUGCGGGCGCUGUCCGCGCUGCUCUUCCUGGUGCUCGGCGCUGCGCUCUUCGUGUCGCUGCCGGCCGCCGUGUUCCAGCGCGUGGAGGGCUGGAGCCUGCUCGAGUCGCUCUACUUCGUGGUCAUCACGCUCACCACCGUGGGCCUCGGCGACUACGUUGCAGGCGCGGGGGCGGGGGCAGCGCACCCCUGGUACCCGCCGCUCGUCUGGUUCUGGAUCCUGCUGGGCCUGGCCUACUUCGCCUCCAUCCUCACCAUGAUCGGCAACUGGUUGCGCGCCCUGACCCAACGCACGCGUGCCGAGGUGGGGGGCCUGACGGCACAUGCAGCCAGCUGGACCGGCACGGUGACUGCCCAGCUGCGGGCGGGGGGGGUGGGGCUCCCCGAGAAGCUCCCCAAAGCCAUUGCCCUGAAGGGGGGGCCCCUCACCCCGAACAGGCCGGCCCCCCCCAGCCCCUUGGCCCUGCUCCCGCCCGCCACGCUGUCCCCCACCCUGGCAGUGACCCAGCUCAAUCCCCGGCCUCGGACGCCGGGGGGGUCCCCGGGAUGUGGGGGGCUGGGCGGGCCCCCGCACCCCUUUGACGGCCUGGGGGAGAACCUGGCCUUCAUCGACGAGAGCUCGGACACCCAGAGUGAAGCCGGGCCGCCCCCCGGGCCGCCCCGCCGGCCUCGCCGGCCCCGGGGCCCCCGUGUCCCCGCCGCCCCCCGGCCCCCCGCCCUGGAGCUGCAGGCUCGCACCCGCCACCAGGGCGAGGCCGUGUAGGACCGGGCAGCUGGGGAGUGGGGGGCACUGAAGUGGGGGAACCCCCACGGUGGGAGGCAGGAAACUGGUCCCCCCAAAAGUAGGGCAACCUGGAAGUGGGGGGGCUGGAAAUCCCCGCCCGAGACUGGGGCACCCCAGAAAUGGGGUCCAUGUCACUGGGGGAACUUGAACUGGGGGGCACCAGGAAGUGGGGGUCUCCUGUAGCUAGGGGAACCCAGAGGUGGGGAUACCGGAAGUGAGAGUCCCAUGAAACGCCGCCCCCACAAGUGAUAGGGGAACCCAAAAUUGGGGGUGUCCCUAGAAAUACCCUCCUCCCGGACGCGAGGAACCCCUGGAGUUGGGGAAACCUGGGCACAAGGGAGGAGGGCCCCCAUAAGCGGUGGGCCGCCGCCUCUCCCCACCCCCCACCACUGCAUGGACACUGUGCCCCCCAGUUCAAAGCCCCCCACGGUGCUAAAUGCCCCAAAUCCAUCCUCAGGGGGGAUGGGGGCCCUUUGGGCCUUACUGGGCCCAUUGGGGCACCCCUAAAUCAGGGGAUACUGGGGGGAAUUUGGAGGCUUUUCAGUGUAGAAGCCCCCAAAUUCUCAGCCCUUUUUUCUGGGGGGGAGGGGAAGAAGGGGGGUGAGCCCCCCCAGAAGUGGCUGCAUGUGUUACACUCAGCUCAUGCCCCACCUCAGAGCUGGCUGCAUCUCUGCCCCGAUUAGGGGGUACAUCUCCACACCCCCACGCGUGCACACGCCUUCUGUCCGUCUGUCCGCCCCCUCCAAUGGUGCCUCCCAGGCUCCUCCAUCUAUUGCGCCUGGGAUUUUCCAGAUUAAAUCCAAAUCCGAACUGGA